Molecule: messenger RNA, 5704 nt
Organism: Patella vulgata (common limpet)
Lineage: Eukaryota; Metazoa; Mollusca; Gastropoda; Patellidae
Product: next to BRCA1 gene 1 protein
Exons: 20
Coding region: 114-3404 (1096 amino acids)
Biological process (GO): macroautophagy
Cellular component (GO): phagophore assembly site
Molecular function (GO): ubiquitin binding; zinc ion binding
Source: RefSeq, a predicted model, not a curated record
GAGGUAUAAAUAGGUAUUGUUCGGCGAAGGAGAAACAGGGAACAGGAAAUUUUACUUAUGCGUCUCUAUUUUCUAUAAAUUAUCGUAACAAUACAGCUUUUAUUUUUUGUCAUAUGAUGGAAGAAGGUACAAGUGAUGAUAUGUCUGACUAUGUUAUUGUUACAGCAAGACAUUUAAACAGAAACGACAAUGAUCAGCCUGAACCUUUCCGAGUUGGGGCCGACAUUUUGUGGCCCGAUUUCAAAGCAGUGGUUCAAGCUCAGUUUGAGUCACCACCUAGUGAUGUAGUUAUAAAAUACACUGAUGAUGAUAAUGAAAUGGUUACAAUGAAUACACAGGAUGAAUUAUUUGAAGCAAUUAAGCUGGCCAGAAAUAGUAAUGGUAUUAUUCAAUUAGAAGUUAAAGCUAUUGAGAGCGAUGGACAGAGGAAGACUUUGUUACAAUUACAACAAGAACACACUGAUGCUACCUUGAUUCUUCCUGCCAUACCUAAAAGAAAAUCACCACUUUUACAGAAAAUUAGACCUGACAUUGCUAAAAGUGCAAGCAGCUCGUCUGAGGCAUCAAGUGAUGUGAAUGAACCAGCAGACAUGGCAGAGACUGGUGAAACACCACCAAAUUCUGAACAAGAUCUAGAGAAUGGUGAAGUUAAGAGAAAGGUGAAAAUUGAAAUAGACGAAGGGAAUUUAGAAACAGAUAACUAUGUUGAAGAUAAUCUUAGUGAUUAUGAAAAAAUGGCUGGUAGCAAUAUUCCAAAUUCUAUGCCUUACCCAGAUUUUGUUGAAUUCAUGGAAAAGCUGAAACAUGAAUUACGAAGUGAAAUAGUUCAUGAUGUAACAAAGAAAACAGUGAAGCAAGUUUUACGUGGACUGGAUAGUGCUCCUGUCAAUAAACCUCUACGAGAUCCAUGGUCUGUUAAUAGAGAUGAUAUUAAACAUGCACAUCCUAUUUACCUACAUGAAGGUAUAGUGUGUAACAAUUGCCAAAAGACGAUUCUUGGAUGUAGAUACAAAUGUGGAAAUUGUCCAGAUUAUGAUUUAUGUGAGAAAUGUGAAAGCAAAUAUGGAAUUCACAAUACGGAACAUGUCUUUCUUAAAUUACGUCGACCUUGUAAAGAAAGUCGAGAUAGCCGAAAAACUCCUUUGCUGAAAAGAGUUUUAUACAAGUCUGAUAUAAGUGAUGCUUUUGAUAGAUUGGGUGAUAAAAGACAAGAAAAGCUGAAGAAAAAAGCUGAGAAACUGUUUGAGAAAGAGAAGAGAAAGGAAGAAAAAUUGAAAAGGAAGCUAGAGAAGUAUGAUGGUUUGAAAGAUUCGCCAAUGAAACGAGAAAGAUAUGAAAAAUUACCUGUUCCCAUGCACCAGCAUCUUCAUUUUUGUUCAAAAGAAUAUAAGCUAUUGGGAGGUUCGUUUGUUCGAGAUAUCACCAUUCCUGAUGGUACAGCUGUUCAACCUGGCACCAGGAUGUUUAAAACAUGGCGUCUCUUAAAUACUGGUAGCACUGCAUGGAGAGAUACUUCAAUGUUACGAUUGAUGUAUGGAACCAUACCAGCUGUAAAAACAGAAGUAGCUGUACCACAUUUAAAGCCUGGUGAAGAAGGGGAUGUAACAGCUGAAUUAACAGCUCCUGAAGAACCAGGAAGAUAUCAGAGUCACUGGAAGUUAUUUGAUAGAGGUUUGGCAUUUGGUCACAGAGUAUGGGUUAUGAUUAAUGUGGUACCAAGGGAACUCCUUGAGCCAAAACCAGUUGAACCACUACGUGUUGUAGAAGAAUUCAAGGAAGAAGAAGUCACCAAGACUGAAGCACCAGAAGAUCAGACAGUUGUUAGAGAUAUUGAAACACCUGUGACUAGGUGUGAUGUACCUUUAUAUCGUUUGAUACCAAGCAUGCUCGACCAGGUCGAUGAAUUGGAACAACAACCAGCCAUUGUUGACACACAGCCUAGCCCUGUUAAUGACUUGAAUAAGACUGAUUCAAAAGGUGAAGAAUCCUUCACCAAGAUUGAAUGUUUGAAUGUUGAUGGAAGUGAAACUGAUGCUGUAGAAUUAAAUUUGAAUUCAGCUGUGGCUGCCAUGGAGAGACUAACUGUGUCUGAUCCUGUUGAUGUACCAACCACAAGCAAUAACAAAGAUUUACUUUCGUUUGAGUUUUUGGAUCGUACUCCACCUAAAGUAUCACAAACAGCCACCCCUAAUAAUACUCCUCUUGAUGUAAGUCCACCUAAGUCCCCUAUCACUACACCACGAUUAGAGACCGUUCUAUCAGCUAGUAGUAGUAUGGAACUAGUUAAUGGUGAAAAUGAGGAAUGUGUACCUCUGUUAGCUGAAUAUCCCCAUGAACGCAUACAAAGUCUAGAAUUUAGACCUGAUAUAUUAGAUGAUGUGGAAUCACUAGAUAGUUAUUCUGACGACGAUUCAAGUUCUAGUGAUGAUUUCUUCUUGGUACCAUUACCAGAUUGUUUUGAUACCAGUAAACCUUUAACUACAUCCUUUCGACAAAACAAUAAUAACACAGUUAAUACAGAAGUAACAGUUGAAUUUGAUGGUGAUGAGACCCCGCUUUCACAACUGACAGUUGAUGAUAUGUUACAAGUAUCAGCUUCUGUUGAUACCAGACCGCUCACACCAGAAGUUACCUCCCCAGAAAUUAUACGUGAUGUGGACCAAACAGAAGCCAGUUCAGGAGAAAAUCAAGAAAGUGAAUCAGUGGCUAAUAUAUCUGAUGGUGCUGUUGGAGAAUCUCCGGAAAGUCAGAUUUUAGACUCAUCAUGUUAUGCAGCGGCUAGUGGUCGACCAUUAACAGAUGCAGAACAUCAGACCCAGGUUAUACAGAUUGAUGAAGGAUGUUCUCAGGCUGCUGAGAGAACAGAACCAACCAGUUCAGACUCGUCACAACAGGGAGCAGAUGCGUCAGCUAUAGCUGCUGCCACUGCUGAACAACAAGAAUUUGCCAAACAAUUACUGGACGUAGCUGUAACUGCUGCUGCUAAUGCAGCCUCGAAUGCCUUCUGCAAAGUAAAAGAUGUAUUUAAUACCUGGCAAGCUAAAGAUAUUGAGCGAAAACAAAAUCAACAAAAAGUUGCUCAGAACAUAAAAGUAACAAAAGAAUGGAGUCCUAAACCAGAUACAUAUAAACCACCCCAGAGUACUUGGACACCUCCAAAAGAUACAUAUGUACCCCCAAAGAGUACUUGGACUCCUCCUGAAGAUAGCUAUACCCCUAAGGAAUCCUCAGCGACUGAUACCAGAAGGGAAGAAGCUACACCGAUGAAACGAUUGAUAGAAAUGGGCUUUUGUAAUCGGGAAGUAAAUCAGGAACUGUUGACACAGUAUGAAGAUGAUGUCAAUCAAGUUAUAUCUGUCCUUAUAGAUAUGCAUAAAGAUGACUGGGCUGCAGAUAGACAUUAAGUAAUAUAAAUCCUGAAGGUGGGUGGGAGUCUUCAAAAUUUAAACUAUCCUUCAAUUAAUGUCUGUAGGUCUAGACUUUUCACAUUACAAUCUGACUUAUAUUAUUAAUACUUUUUUCGAUUUAAUUUUUACUUCAAGCAUCCUACAAACUGAUUUUCUACUGUCAAGGUUCUAUUGAAAUGCUGAUGUUGUUACUCAUCAGAAAUUUCUUUUUUAGUCGCUAGACUGGGAAUAUGGACACUGUGAGUUAUGAAAAUCGGACAGAGCGGCAAUAUAUGAACCAGAUAUAAACAUUAUAAUAAAAAUUAUCUUAGAUUUUUGUCUUAGAUAUCUGUUUUAAUUCAUAUAGCUGCUGUAUAACAUCCUACAUGUUCUUCUUGUAUAUCUUUAAAGCUUCAAUAAUUUUAUGUUGCUUUUAAAUUUAUUACUUGAUUUGUAUUGUUAAUGUUAUAGCUCCUAUAAUUUGUUUCUUUGAACAAAGUAAAUUCUUGAGAAAAUAAAGUAUGCAAGUAGUAUCUGAGAGGAACAUAUCUAUGUAGACAGAAAUGUCUAGUAAAUAAUGGUUUAGGAUUUGAAAAAUGUUCUGAAAUUUUUAAUCUUUAUAGAAUGUAAAUACAUGUAGUUAUUAUUAUAAUUUAAUAAAAUGUACAAAGUAAUCAUGCUUGCAAAAAUAUAUGUUUUUUUUGUAACAACACUUGGAUCUGGAGUAAUCGGGAUGUCAUGAGACUUUUUUUUUAAGACUGUGAGUUUUUACUUCAAUUUCUGUUGAUUGUUGAAAGGAAAAGAAAGUAAUCUAAAUCAACAUUGGUACAAAUCAUCUUUGUAUUUCAGAUAACCAAAAGCUACAUGUAGCAUGAUGGAGAAAAAAAAGUUCAUGACAUCCCAAAAAUUAUAAGCAAAUAUUUUAUUCUUUAUGAUUAAUAAUUAUUAUUAUAUUUUGUUAAUGUAUGUUUAUGAUAUGUGUUUAUUAUAAUAAUAAUAUUUGAAUUAUUAUAAUAUCUUUGUGAACUGUGAUGGAUAAAUGAAAUGAAGUGCGUUUUUGUUGUUAGUUUUUAUAAUUUUCUUUAGUUAGUUUAUAUUUAAUCAAAAGAUUUGAAUUCAGCUUAUUGUUUAUUAAAGUUUUUAUUCAGUAUUUCAAAUUAAACUUGUAAAAUUAAUGAGGUGUUAAAACAAAUUUAAAAAAAAUAAAAUUCUUCCUUUGAUUUAACCACUUAAAAAGCCUGCCCGAAAUAAUUCAAUAAAUAAGACAAAUGAAUAAAAAUUACUAUUUGAAUAAUACUUUAUGGUAAAUGUUUGAAUAAAUGACUGGAAGUGUGGCUGUAUGGGUUUGAAAUUACGUGACUUGGAAGAUUUGUAAAAAAUCUGUCACUCCCCGCAUCAUUAGUGCUACAUGUAACAUAGAAAACUAUUGAUAUAAUGUACAUUACCAUGUUAAUUAUUACUAUUAUUAAUUGAUCGAUUGAUACAUACACUUAUAAAUAUAUAAAUAUGAUAAAAUGUCUGUAUUAAUAUUUUAAAUAGAUUUGUGAUUUUGCUUGUAUAUUUGCUUCUUCGGUUUUAUCUUGUGUAGCUUAAUAUAUCACCCAAAUAAAUAAUGUUGUCAUUAACUGUCCUCAGUCAUAUAUAUCCCAGUUAAAAUGAAGUGAGCCACUUAAUAUAAAAUUUAAUUACAUUCUUCACAACAUAACCUACCUGUCAGAUGCACUUUUGGACAAUUUUACAAUAUUAACCUAGAGAUUUGAAUAUGUCUUAAUGUAGUCACAUUAAAUAAAUAAUUUUCUUUCCCUCUCUUCCCAUUUUAAUGUCAUUUAUUUAUCAUAUUAAGUCAAUAUUCAACUGGAAUUUUUAACCAUUGCUGUGUGAAUAUCUUUGUGAAGUCUUGAAAGAAUAAGAACAUACUUUUUUAACUGUUAAGCCCCAUCUCAAGCCCUGCAGCUUUUUGCCUGAUUCCUAAAACUGUUAAUUUUUUAAUUUAAUAAUACAUUUUAUGGCACGCUUUCUCAUUUAUAUUGUAACAUUUAUUAAUUACAUGUUUAUUUAAUUUUUUUUUUAAGAAGGAGCUUUCAAUAUUAAAACGUAGACUAUCACAUGGUAAUAUUGUGAUAUAUUUAUUAUUAUAUUUUGUGGUGGAAGAGAUAAACAUUUAAAUACUGUAAUAAGUUAAGGAGAGAGACUUUUUAUAAAAUAAGCAAGAAAGAUGACAAGAGAGUUUGAAUGAAAGAAAGUUAGCGAAAUAACGUUUGUGUUCUGUCAAGUGAUUUCUUCUGUAUAUUGCUACAAAUAAAAACAUAAAAAUGUAA